Messenger RNA from Perognathus longimembris pacificus (Pacific pocket mouse), 4048 nucleotides. RefSeq names its product transcription termination factor 2 (gene Ttf2). The transcript is spliced from 23 exons. The coding region runs from base 7 to 3432 and encodes 1141 amino acids. NCBI's taxonomy places the organism in Eukaryota, Metazoa, Chordata, Mammalia, Rodentia, Heteromyidae. Gene Ontology annotation, molecular function: ATP binding; zinc ion binding; ATP-dependent chromatin remodeler activity. The record is from RefSeq and is a predicted model, not a curated record.
GGCGUUAUGGACGCUGUCCGGUGUCCGUCGCACGGAACCUUCUGCUUCCUGAAGACCGGCGUCCGCGAUGGCCCGAACAGAGGAAAGAGCUUCUAUGUGUGCCGGGCGGACACGUGCGGCUUCGUCCGGCCCACGGACAUUCCCGUUUCUCACUGUUUAUUACAUGAAGACUCUGUGGUAGAGCUUCAGGGUUUAUUUCUGCCACAGGGUAAGAAAGAACACAGGUUGUUCUUCCGAUGCGCUAGAGGUAAGGCAGAGAGGAAACGCUGGUGUGGAAAUGUUCCAUGGAAGGAUCCUAAAUCAAAAGACCCCCCUGUCACCAGUAAGUCCCAGCCUACGUCUGAGACUUUUCCUCACCUUUCCGGCCAGCAGAGAAAUCCCUUCAAGGUGCUGGACAAGAGUAAGAAGCCAGCACUCUUCAAACACAUCCUCCAUGAGGAAGAUGUGGAAAGGAUGGCUGACCAGAAGCUGGAGGAAAAGGGAAGGCAGCAAGUGGACUGCCCGGAGCAGAAGCCUGAGUGGAACCGCCAGAUGGAGAGAGGCCCUGCAUCUGACCUGGGGGUGAAGAGGACACAAUCUGGAGUUGAAGAGUCAUCGAGGGGGGAGAGCACUGAGGCAACAGGAGGCAGUACAUCCGGAAGCGGAGGCCAUACCUCUGGGCAGCGCUGUGGGAACCCUGCGUGGGAAGCAGGCUCUGCCCUGGAGUCACAUGACAAGAACCAGGAUCCCCAAAAUAGAGCAGAGCCUCCAAGAGAAAAGGAAGCCCCAUCUUCCCCUCACCAGAACCCAGAAAGCCAGCCCCAGAAGGGGGGUCAUCAUGGCAGGGAGCACCCUUUGAACUGGGAGGCUAAGGAAACAAAGGCAGAGCACGGCCCAGGCACAAGGACCUUCAAGGAAGGGCUACCUCGGAGGUCUUCAGAGGCCCAUGGGCCUGCUUCCAUGGGGCAUGCUCGGAGAGGGGGGCACCAAUCUGCCUCCAGCAGUGAAGACAGUGAAGAGGAGGAGGAUGUUUCCUCCGAGCCAGGGAGCCCUCUUCUCUUUGACUCAACCAAGGACUCAGAGGAGGAGGAGACACUUCUGCUGCCUGGUCAGCGGUCACAAAGAGAAGAAUCUAGAGCCGCAGCACUUUCCGAGAAGCCCCAGCCGUCAGCCCCCACCACCCAAUGUGUGCACCUUGCCUCCCAACCCAAGCAGAAGAUGGUAACUGCUGACAUCGUCACCCAGCUGAAGCAGAAGAAGAGCUUACUGGCAUCGGUGAAUAUCCAGGCUCUUCCAGACAAGGGGGAGAAGUUGCUCAAGCAAAUUCAGGCACUGGAGGAGUCCCUUGGUGCUCUUGCCCUCUCCCCAGAGCAAGCAGGAAGUAAUGAGAACAGCAGCUCUCAAGCACCACAGCAGAGGAAUGCCACCAAAACUACUGAGCCCCCCCACCUGGUGCCUCCCCAGCCCCUUCAGGGUCGUGCCGCCCAGCCUCUGGACUCUCUAGGACUAAAGGCAGCCUGCCGGUCAACGGCUGGAGGAUAUACGAACCAAGAUCGCCUUCACGCCUUGUGGAAAGUCACAAGUGAAGCCAUUGAUGAACUACACCGCUCGCUGGAGUCCUGUCCUGGGGAGACAGCAAUGGCAGAAGACCCACCUGGCUUGAAGGUACCUUUGUUACUACACCAGAAGCAGGCAUUGGCCUGGUUACUGUGGCGGGAACGGCAGAAGCCACAAGGAGGGAUUCUGGCGGAUGAUAUGGGUUUAGGGAAAACCCUGACCAUGAUUGCACUCAUCCUCACCCAGAAAUACCAGGAAAAGAGCAAAGAAAAGGACAAAAAUGUGGCUUUGACGUGGCUUUCCAAAGAUGACUCCUCCAGCUUCAUUUCCCAUGGAACACUGAUUGUCUGUCCAGCCUCCCUGAUCCAUCACUGGAGAAACGAGGUAGAGAAGCGGGUGAACAGCAGCCAACUGAGAGUCUAUCUCUACCAUGGGCCGAACCGGAAUCGACAUGCCAAAGUCCUGUCUACGUAUGACAUCGUGAUAACUACUUACAGUCUACUAGCCAAGGAGACUCCCACAGAGAAGCAGGAGGGGGAGGCCCCUGAUGCGGCCCUUGGUGCACAGGGUGUCUCAGGGCCUUUGUUCCAAGUGGUCUGGGCCCGCGUCAUACUGGAUGAGGCUCACAGUGUGAAGAACCCACGAGUGCAGGCGUCCAUCGCUGUGUGCAGGCUUCGAGCCCAGGCUCGCUGGGCCGUCACUGGCACCCCCAUUCAAAAUAACCUGUUGGACAUGUAUUCACUACUCAAAUUUCUGCGCUGUUCUCCAUUUGAUGAGUUCAGUCUGUGGAAGAGUCAGGUGGACAAUGGAUCCAAGAAGGGAGGAGAGCGGCUGAGCAUUCUCACCAAGAGCCUCCUGCUGAGGAGAACGAAGGACCAGCUGGAUGCCGCCGGUAAACCCCUGGUGCUGCUUCCCCAGCGUGCGUUCCAGCUGCACCAGUUAAAGCUGUCUGAAGAUGAACAGACCGUGUACAAUGUCUUCUUUGCAAGAUCCAGGUCAGCGCUGCAGUCCUAUCUGAAGAGACAAGAGAGCAGAGGGAGCCCACCUGAAAGAAGCCCCAAUAACCCAUUCCUUCGAGUGGCUCAGGAAUUUGGUUCCCCCGGGUCUGGACACAGUGCAGCCGCCAGCUCCGGGGGCCCCAGCACCGCACACAUUCUCUCCCAGCUGCUGAGGCUCCGCCAGUGCUGCUGCCAUCUUUCCCUACUGAAGUCGGCCCUGGAUCCCACAGAGCUGAAGAGGGAAGGACUUGUUCUUUCCCUGGAGGAGCAGCUCAGCGCACUCACCCUCUCUGAGCUCCGCGACUCCGACUCAGCUCCCACUGUGUCCCUGAAUGGCAUGAGCUUCAAAGUGGAGCUCUUUGAAGACAUGAGAGAGAGUACCAAGGUGUCCUCGCUGUUGGCAGAACUGGAGGCAAUCCGAAGAAAUUCAGCGACUCAGAAGAGCGUCGUCGUCUCGCAGUGGACCAGCAUGCUGAAGGUGGUCGCCGUGCACCUGAGGAAGCGCGGGCUGACGCACGCCACUAUCGACGGCUCUGUGAACCCCAAACAGAGAAUGGAGUUGGUGGAGGCAUUUAACCACUCGAGAGGCCCCCAGGUCAUGCUGAUCUCUCUCCUGGCUGGAGGUGUUGGUCUAAACCUCACUGGAGGAAACCAUCUCUUUCUUCUGGACAUGCACUGGAACCCGUCACUAGAAGACCAAGCUUGUGACCGGAUUUACCGAGUGGGACAGCAGAAGGAUGUUGUCAUCCACAGAUUUGUUUGUGCUGGAACAGUGGAAGAAAAGAUCUUGGCACUCCAAGAAAAGAAGAAAGACUUGGCCAAGCAGGUUCUCUCUGGGUCGGGAGAGUCCGUCACCAAGCUCACCCUGGCUGACCUCAAAGUCCUUUUUGGCAUCUGACCUAAUUGCUGCUUUGUGUCCGGAUCUGGGCGUGGCAGGCCAGCCAUGAUCUUGUGCUUCACCGGCUGUCCAGCAGCCUCCUGCAGAGGAGCAGAAAGAACCUUAUCCCCAGGACUGAGUGCGGGCGCCACGGUACCCAGUGCCUCAGUCAGCUCACUUCCAUAACAAGCAGCAGGCACUCCAAUGAUUUCAGGUUAAAAUGCUUGGAAGCCAGCCCCAGCAGGAAAGUCUGUGAGACGCUCACUUCCAGUUAGCCACCAAAAAGCCACAGUGGCGGCAUGGCUCGUGGUAGAGUGUCAGCCUUGAGUGAAAAAGGUAAGAGAGAGCGCCUAGCCGAGGACAAGCCCCAGAGCCAGCGCACACACAAAUCUUUGGAAGACAACUCUGGUGGAAGUAUAUUUCAGCUUCAGUAAAGCUUAAAAAGCCCACUGCUGCUGGGUGUGGUGAUGUACACCUGUGGUCCCCAGCGUCUGGGAGGCAAAGGAGGUACUACUGCCCUAUGGAACCCGGUAAAUCCCAUCUCAUUGCUGCCAGGCUGCCCCCAUUGGCCUCUCUAGACUGAGCUGAGACCAGAGCCCUCCCCACCACCCCUCCGCCCAGCAUUGCUUCUGAGCCU